AUGGAAACAUUGAAUUUGGAUAAAGGAAUGACGGCUGAAUUGCUGAAUGGAGUUGAGCUUAAAGAACAAAGAUCGACUGAGAAUGCGACUGAGGCCUGUAUUACAAAUCAACCAGAAAUAAUCCUACCGAUCUCGGAUCCUACAGAAGAAUGUGAGAAUGACACUGCGACAGCAACGGCUAAAGAAAGUACAGAAGCCUUUGGAACGACUGAAGAGUGUGAGAAUGACUUGUUGGUGCCAACAGCUAGAACGGAUCCCACGGAGGAAUUUGAGAAUGACACAGCUACAUUGAUCUCGACUGUUGAGACUGAAGAGCGUGAGAAUGACACUGCAACGAUGGCUCCAACACCGACAACAAUACUUGUACCAAUUGAUCCCACAGAAGAAUGCGAAAAUGAUUCAACUGUGCCAACAAUUAGAGCUGAUCCCACAGAGGAAUGUGAGAAUGAUACAGUAACGUUGCCACCGAUCAAGGAAACGUUAACAACAUUGCCAACUUUGAAUCUAACUCAGUCAACGGAAGAAUGUGAAAAUGACACGACGACUUUACUGCCGACUACUGGAACUAGAACGACUGCAACUACAACAUCAGUGAUCACAGAGAAAAACCCUAGCGCAACAAUAGAAAAGCCAAAAGUUGUGGAUCAUGGAUUGAAUCAGGAGAGAGCACAUAAAUCCACGGAUCUCUUGGAUAUUCCCUGUGCCACUGAGGGAAUCGUUUUGUUUCAGAAGCCAAAAUUUCAAGGUCCAACCCUUGGGCUUUGUUUUCGAGCAAGAGAUGGGUGCUUGGAUUUGCCGGUGGGCUGGGCCUACGAGAUUGAAUCGGUUUAUGUGAGCAGUGCAGCCGGGUGCUAUGUCUUGUACACGUCGCCGAAUUGUGAGGGAAUGGAGAUGAAGGUGACUUUCAAAAAAGUGCAAGCCCGACGCACGGAGAAUCUCGGCGACUCGAAUCUCGCGCGGCGGCAUUGCUCGAUUCGUGCGUGUGCUCAGUGGGAGAGAUUUCACAAA
Messenger RNA from Mesorhabditis belari, 1008 nucleotides. NCBI's taxonomy places the organism in Eukaryota, Metazoa, Nematoda, Chromadorea, Rhabditida, Rhabditidae. The record is from the annotation of a GenBank genome assembly.